This is a messenger RNA of Microtus ochrogaster (prairie vole), 1588 nucleotides long. It is a transcript of the gene Msr1, whose product is annotated as macrophage scavenger receptor 1. Gene Ontology annotation, cellular component: plasma membrane. Gene Ontology annotation, molecular function: scavenger receptor activity; serine-type endopeptidase activity. Gene Ontology annotation, biological process: zymogen activation; receptor-mediated endocytosis. The record is from RefSeq and is a predicted model, not a curated record. NCBI's taxonomy places the organism in Eukaryota, Metazoa, Chordata, Mammalia, Rodentia, Cricetidae.
GUUAGUGAAACACAUUUCAAAGAAAGAUUUUCAACACACAACUGUGUCAUUUCCUUUCCUUGUGGGCCAGAUGCUGAAAUACUAUGUGAUAAAAAUUUUAGGUUUCAAUUGUAAAGAGAGGGAAGCAGAUAAAUCACUGCGGUCUUCUUUUCCAGCAAUGACAAAAGAGAUCAUAGAGCAACAGAGGCUCUUCCCUGAUGAACCAGAGGAUCCUGAUAGCUACUCAGAAUCUGUGAAGUUUGAUGCUCGCUCAAUGACAACAUUGCUUCCUCCCAAUCCUAAAAAUGGCUCUUCCCCUCAGGAGAAGCUGAAGUCCUUCAAAACUGCCUUAGUUGCUCUCUACCUUCUUGUGUUUGCAGUUCUCAUACCACUCAUUGGGAUAGUAGCAGCUCAGCUUAUCAACAGGGGAAUGAAGAAUUGCUUUGUUGGUUCAAUUAACACAAGUGAUACUUCUCAAAGUCUGAUUGGAGAAGAAGACACCAGGAAAGCUGAAAUGAGAUUUCCAGCCUUCAUGGAACACAUGAAGGACUUGGAGGAGAGAAUCCAGAGCAUUUCAGACUUAAAAGACAACCUCAUGGACACAGAACGCUUCCAGAAUUUCAGUAUGGCAACCGACCAAAGACUUAAUGAUGUUCUGCUGCAGUUAAGUUCCUUGAUCUCGUCAGUCCAGGAACAUGGGAACUCACUAGAUGAAAUCUCCAAAUCCUUGCUGAGUCUCAAUACCACACUGCUUGAUGUCCAGCUCCAUACAGAAACACUGAACCGCAAAGUCAAUGAGUCUACCGUGAAGCAACAGGAGGACAUCAAUAAGUUAGAGGAACGUGUGCGCAAAGCAUCAGCAGAAAUCCAGUCUGUGAAAGAAGAACAAGAACAUGUGGAACAGGAAGUAAAACAGGAAAUGAAAGUUUUGAAUAACAUCACUAAUGACCUCAGACUGAAGGACUGGGAACACUCACAGACACUGAAAAAUAUCACCUUAAUUCAAGGACCUCCUGGACCUCGAGGAGAAAAGGGAGACCGAGGGCUCACUGGAGUAAGUGGUCCACCUGGCAUUCCGGGUUUAAAUGGUACUCCAGGCCUUAAAGGUGAUCGGGGUCCAGCUGGCUUCCCUGGAAAUAGAGGAUACCCAGGGUCACCUGGAAAAGCGGGGAGGUCAGGAUAUCCUGGACCUAAAGGCCAAAAGGGAGAAAAGGGGAGUGGAGGCAUAUCGACUACUCUUAAGAAUGUUCGACUGGUUGAUGGCACUGGACCUCACGAGGGCAGAGUGGAAGUCUUCCACCAAGGCCGCUGGGGCACAAUCUGUGAUGACCGCUGGGAUAUACGUGCUGGGCAAGUUGUCUGCAGGAGUCUAGGAUACCAAGGUGUGCAAGCCGUGCACAAGAGAGCUCACUUUGGACAAGGUACUGGUCCUAUAUGGCUGAAUGAGGUGAUGUGUUUUGGGAGAGAAUCAUCUAUUGAAGACUGUAAAAUUAGGCAAUGGGGAGUGUUGGUCUGUUCACAUGCAGAAGAUGCUGGAGUUACGUGUACUUCAUAAUACAUCAUAUUUUCACUAACUUUUAUGAAAUUGCUGCUGUAAAAUUAUUUUAGU